Drosophila willistoni is the source of this 1465-nucleotide messenger RNA. RefSeq names its product homeobox protein bagpipe (gene bap). Gene Ontology annotation, biological process: regulation of transcription by RNA polymerase II; cell differentiation. NCBI's taxonomy places the organism in Eukaryota, Metazoa, Arthropoda, Insecta, Diptera, Drosophilidae. The record is from RefSeq and is a predicted model, not a curated record. The transcript has 2 exons. The coding region runs from base 71 to 1270 and encodes 399 amino acids. Gene Ontology annotation, molecular function: DNA-binding transcription factor activity, RNA polymerase II-specific; RNA polymerase II cis-regulatory region sequence-specific DNA binding. Gene Ontology annotation, cellular component: nucleus.
CGGAUAAAUUCAACAGAUUUUGAAAAACCCGGAGUGAAAGUGUAUAUUAUCUCGAAGAAUUUCGGAAAAUAUGUUAAAUAUGGAAAGUGCUAGUGUGGGUGCCUCCAUAGCGGCGGGUCUUAGCAAGACGCUAACAACGCCCUUUUCCAUCAAUGAUAUACUAACGCGUAGCAGCACGGGAAAUAUCGAGAAAUGCCGCAUUUCGAGUGUCGAUUCCGAGCCGGAGGAGACCAAAACGGCAAAUGACCAUACGCGUCCCACUUCUAAAUCUCCUCCAUCGAUCUGUUGUCGUGAUUUGAGUUUAUAUAAAUUGGGUAAACUGGGAUCAGAAUUGGAUACAAAUAGCCAACGGCAGGCCAACUAUUUGCAGUACUAUGUUGGAUCUCACCAUCAUCAUCAACAUCAUCAUCAGCACAUUCAUCAUCAGCAGGCGACAAGUGCCAGUUCCAGUUCCAGUGCCGAUUACUUGCCACGUAAAUUGAGUUAUUUUGGCAACGGCUCCUUGUCCGCUCCCCUUGACAUGCGACGUUGCACCAGCAAUGAAUCCGACUGCGACUCACCGCCGCCAAUGAGCAACUCACCGUCCGCCUCACCGCUGUCCCAUGAAGGUGGUGGCAGUAAUGCCCUCGGUAACCGCAAGAAACGUUCACGUGCCGCCUUCAGUCAUGCCCAGGUCUUUGAAUUGGAGCGCCGUUUUGCCCAGCAGCGUUAUCUCUCCGGUCCGGAACGCAGCGAAAUGGCCAAGACAUUGCGUCUAACCGAAACGCAGGUGAAAAUCUGGUUCCAGAACCGACGUUACAAAACCAAACGCAAGCAGAUCCAACAACAUGAAGCGGCCCUUCUGGGUGCGGCUACCAAGCGUGUUCCCGUCCAGGUUCUGGUUCGUGAAGAUGGCAGCACUGCCUACGCUCCUGCCCCACACAUGGCGCCUGGCGGUGGUCACGGUGGCUUGGAUCCUGCUCUCCUGAACAUCUAUCGCCAUCAAUUGCAAUUGGCCUACGGAGGAUUGCCGCUGCCACAGAUGCAAAUGCCGUUCCCGUAUUUCUAUCCACAGCCACAGAAAGUACCGCAACCCAUACCGCCCCCGAGUCAAUCCUCGGGAUUGAGCUUUGUCGUCAAUGGCUCAUCGGCCUCGUCGUCGCCAGUAAGACAUCAAGCCCCUGCCUCGCCCAACUGUCCGAGUCCUGGCCAGGUGAUGAGUGUGGAAAGCGGUCAGGAAAGUAAUCAAUCUGCUGCUGAAGAUUGCGAUGAGAAUGUGGAAAUCGAUUAGAUGGAUGAUCUUUCAUCUCAGUGGUUGGAGCUUAAGUUCUUGUGAUAGCCAAUAAAUGUUGGGCUAAGUUUCCGUUUCAAAUAUCCGUGCAUGGAUCAUGGCUAAUACGUACACAAACACAAACACACACACACACACACAAACACACACACACAAACAGAUAUAUAGCUUUAGUAGUUGUAAGUUUAUGUUUAA